This is a messenger RNA of Amphimedon queenslandica, 708 nucleotides long. RefSeq lists its product as uncharacterized. The record is from RefSeq and is a predicted model, not a curated record. The transcript has 2 exons. The coding region runs from base 36 to 641 and encodes 201 amino acids. Lineage: Eukaryota; Metazoa; Porifera; Demospongiae; Haplosclerida; Niphatidae.
AAAAAGUUUAUUUCAUAUCAUUAAAAAAGAACAAAAUGGAAGAAGAGGAAGGUGAUGCUAUGCUGCGUGCUAUAAGAGCUAAUAAUAUAGCAGAUUAUGACGUGGAUAGAGGUAAGAAACCAACGAGAGAAGAUGUCGGGAAUCUCUUGAAGGAUGAGGAAGGGAAAGUAUUCUAUUUUAAAAUCACGUACAACCACAGCACAAGGAAAAUGGAUGAAAAGGAAUAUGCAGAAAUAGAGGAGCACCUUUAUAAGGAAUACCGUCUUUACAAGAUGAAAUCAACCAUAGACAGUGAAGGGAAUAAGGAGGGACAGACCCUAUCAAGAUCAACAUACGUGGCAUUCAUAAAUCAUGAGCAAGCUAUUGGGAUAGUUUUCGUACAAGCUAUUGUCAAGAUGCUGAAAAAGAGUAUCUUUGAAUUGAAAGUGGAUGAUAGAGACCUUCCUCUUGACACUGAUGGUGUACAUGUACUGGCAUCAAUGGCCAUUGCAUACCAGGAAAAAAAUGAAGAAAAAGGAGAAGAAGAUGGAGGAGGAAAGGAAGGAGAAGAGAAAAAAGAAGAAGAUGGAGGAGGAAAGGAAGGAGAAAAGAAAGAAGAAGAAAAGAAAGAAGAGAAAGGAAAGGAAAGGGAAGAAAAUUAAGAAGAAGAUUAAUGAGAGACAAUGUUUAUACUUAUCAUCAUUAUUACCAAUGAUUUAUGGUUUUAUA